AUGGCGGAUGCUUUUAAUACAACAUUAGCGUCUCUUCCUCCAACUAAUUUGGUACCGAAUGAAGAUGAAACAUUGAGCUCAUUGAUUUUCUUUACGGUUGUUUACGUACUUGUGCUUAUCACUGGUCUCGUUGGCAAUUUUAUUGUUUUAUUUGUUAUUUUAAAAAAUAAUGAUCUCAAACAUUUCACCAAUUAUUUCUUUGCGAAUCUAAGUGCAGCGGAUGUUUUUGUUCUUAUAUUCUGUAUUCCGACAGCUAUACAUGAUAUAUGGGCGAAAGAUCAAUGGUAUAUGGGCAAAUUUUUCUGUUUAAGUAAUCAGUAUAUCGAAAGUUGUGCAACAAGCGUUUCUUCACUGACAAUAACAGCAAUCAGUUUCGAACGUUUUAUUGCCAUCUGCGAACCCUUUAAGGUUCAUGAUAUAUUCAAUGAGACAUUAACUUGGAUUACAAUAUGUCUGAUUUGGGCCAUUGGCCUCAUCUUUUCUCUCCCAUUUUCGAUCUUUGCUGUUCAUGAUCCAUCAUUUAAUCUCACAGACUCAUUAAAUGAUACUUCAAAUCUAAUUACCGUUUGUCAUUUAGACGCUAAUUCAAGCGUAGCUCGUGCUUCUAUUACAUGGUUUAUUAUUUUACUUAUUUUUAUUCCGUUUUUCGUUUUAAUCUUUAUCUACGCGCGUAUCAUACUUGAAUUAGCUCGUCAUCGUGCAUUAAGUUUACCCAAUGUUACCAAAAGUCAAUCACAACAACAUUCGUACGACGAUGAAACAAAUAGUUUCACUGGAGCCUCAACAUUCAACGUGGAUAAUCAACAAUCUCGUUCGUUUCUUGCUUAUAAACGUUUUGAACAAAAACGUCUGAAUACUGUGAUUAUCUGUGUUGUAACAGUGGCAUUUUUCGCUUGUCAAUUUCCUGUACGUAUUAUACAAUUAAUUGAUAUGUAUGGCCGUGUACGUAAUGAAGAAACCAUGUCUUAUUUAACAUGGAUCUGGCUAUGGAAAUUAUCGAAACUAUUGUUUUUCUUGAACUUUACAGCGAACCCAAUCAUUUAUAACAUCUUAUCCACUAAAUUUCGUCGUUCAUGUCGACGUCUAUUUCAAAUCCAUCGAUCAAUAAGUCUCAUAUCAACUUCUUCACGUAAAGCCAGUAUAUCGUCAUAUCUCUACUCAAGUAUCUAUAAAAAUCGUCGUCGUCAGAGUAGUUUGCGUAACAAUCAGAGUCAACUUUACCGAUCACAUCGAUCGAACAAACCAAUAAGUUUAUCACGAAAUAUAGUAAACUCAAAUCCAACAAUAUCUUUAAUGUCAAAUGAAACAAACAAUAUCAGUAACAAUGGAAGAGAACAAAUAGCUUUUACUGAGAACGACAAUCGAGAUUUGGAAACAAUAGCGAAUAAAGAAGAGAUUCCCAUUUCAGCGAUAAACAGCGGCAAACGUUCACAACACCCAUUUCAAGUUUUAUGCGAAGAAGACGAAGAAUACGAAAGUACAAUGGAAUGA
Messenger RNA from Adineta ricciae, 1491 nucleotides. The record is from the annotation of a GenBank genome assembly. Lineage: Eukaryota; Metazoa; Rotifera; Eurotatoria; Adinetida; Adinetidae.